Messenger RNA from Priapulus caudatus, 1366 nucleotides. RefSeq lists its product as uncharacterized. Bases 347 to 1366 code for a protein of 339 amino acids. The record is from RefSeq and is a predicted model, not a curated record. Lineage: Eukaryota; Metazoa; Priapulida; Priapulimorpha; Priapulimorphida; Priapulidae. The transcript has 4 exons.
GAGAGAAAUGGCAAGCUGCCAAACCGGCUGCCAAGUGCCAAACUGCCAACAUCGUCACUCGUGAGCGAUGAAUGGAGAGUGAGUAAACGACGUUCAACUUCACCGUUCAGAGAAAAACCAGAGCAGACGGAACCGGAGUUGGGGAAGAUCGCACGUGUAAAAUUCGCGCGAAGUUCGACCGGACACAAGCAAGUUCCUUCAGUCGGCGAAUAUUGUGAACUCGUGAGACAGUGAUCAGUGAGUGAGUAUAGCAGCUUCUGGAUUAGUAUACUAUACUAGUACUAGUAGUAUAGACACGUCUAGCUGCACUGCAAAAUCAGGCCCCCCUAAAAAAACACCCACCGUCAUGUACAACUGGGGCAGCAGAACGGGGAUGUCCGCCGUCGACCAGAUCCUUUCUCACAUGCUCAGCCGAGCUACCGUUGACGAUGUCGUCGUCGACGACGACAGCAACGAUGCCGACGCGCUGAGGAUUUGGCAACAGAGGGCGUCGCACGCGAAAACCCAAUACCCUGCGCAGCAGAGCCAGGGCAACCAGCGGGACCUGGCGGCGAGAAGGUUGCGAUCGCGAGGCCCCCUCUGGUGGGACCGCUACCUCCAGGGCUUCGUCAACGCAGAAAGAAGCGGAGAGGAAGUGGGCGUGGCUUUGGGUGACGGUGGCGACUCCGUGGGGAAGCAGGGAUGCCAGCAAGUAGCGGAUCCGGCGGCAGCGAUGCAGUACGGCGUGGCAUUGGGACCCGUUGUGCUGCGUGGAAGUGACAUAGGAGACAUCCCAACCGAGUACAGGGUGACGGACCUCCGAAAAGGGGAGCAGCCAGUGAUCGGUACGUACGUCGACCCUCGCAUCACGCCCGGAUUCCGCUAUCGCGUCCGCUGCCUCGGCGGCGCCCUCUGGCAGUUCGACGGUGAACCACGUCUCCUGACACAUGUCGGCUGCGGCUACGGCAAGCGCCUCUCCUUCGGUUGCCGCGGCGACGUCGAGCGUUUCUACAGUGACAACGCCACCGCCGGUUACGCGUUUGUCGUCUGCUGCCUGCGCCGCGGCGACGCGUUCACCGUGCACGACGAGGUCGGGCGCGCCGUCGCCGCGGCGACCGUCGUCGACGGCGACGCCGUGGGGCAGACGGAGGAGGUGUCAUGCUUCGCGGACGCGGAGAGAGUCGAGAAGAGGGUCGAGGUGUCGUUCUCGUGCGACCUCUCGUUCGCGGCGCCGCGCGGACGCCUGCGUCCCCUGUACGCGGACGCGCACGCGAUUCCGCUGCGAGGUGUCGCCACCGUCGUGAAGACAGCGCGGGAGGCCUGCGUCGUCUCCGUCACCGGCGUCGUCGUCCCGUUGCUAGGACGAUGCUUCCUGCUGCGAGAGUGA